AUGCCGAAUCUCAGCCAAACAGAGACAGGAAACCUCCAAGCAAAGACCGCAGUCACCCAAGGCGACGACCUGAAGAUGCUCACUAAGAUGACUGUUCAUGGAUUUCGUCACAGCGAAGUACCCGUGGGCUGCAUUCUUUGGGGUAUUGGUGCUGAUGUCAUUGUUAAACUACAUCAUUGCCUCACCACGGAGCUCUCAGAGAAGGUGGAAAGAGUGUAA
Alternaria ethzedia is the source of this 219-nucleotide messenger RNA. RefSeq lists its product as uncharacterized. The record is from RefSeq and is a predicted model, not a curated record. The transcript is spliced from 3 exons. NCBI's taxonomy places the organism in Eukaryota, Fungi, Ascomycota, Dothideomycetes, Pleosporales, Pleosporaceae. Bases 1 to 219 code for a protein of 72 amino acids.